CGCUACUCGUCCUCUAGUUACCGCUGUCCGCCGACCGUGUGCGCGUCUUCCGGCGCACUAAUAUACGAGUAUUGUUACAUUUUCAAAAUUCAUUAGCAGUUGUCUUCGGGAAAAACGUAAAAUGAAACUGGCACGCUUUUUCACGAAGCACUCGUAACAUUAUUAUUGGCAAUGAUUAGUUUUACGAUUUUUGAAGUUUUCUGCACUUCCAAAACAAAGGAUUAACCAAUUCUGCGAUACUGGUUUGGAUGGCUGUUGCUGUACAGCCGGUGCUAGACUCACCAGUUGGGUCGAAGGUUUUUAACUACACAUUUCUGGAGGCGAGCCUUUUCUCCAAAAACCGUUCAUGGUUUCUAUGGAUGAGCCUGAGAGCACAAGCAGACGAUGGAAAGGGGUAAACUCCAAAGGCUGCUCUUCCUACUCGCCUCUGGGGGACGAGCCCACAGCCGCUCGCGAGGCAUCCGGACCUCCAGUUCAGAACGAGCCAGUAGACUUGAGCAUCAAGAGCGUCAAGACCAACCCCGAGGCAGCAGUGGUGCUUACAGUGCCGAUAUACAGCCCCAUACACCUGAAGCGAGAAGCUCCGAUUCCGUCCAAGGAAGACGUCUUACCUCGAUGUGCCUCAGCAUACAGGAUCAAGGAACCUUCAUUACUUUUCCCAAGUUCGAGCCCUCCAGAAUAUUCAGAUAGUCUUCAGAGGAGGAAGAUCCACAGAUGUGAUGUACCCGGCUGUGAUAAAGUCUAUACUAAAAGUUCUCAUCUUAAGGCUCACAAACGUACCCACACAGGUGAAAAGCCUUACCGGUGCUCUUGGGAAGGAUGUACCUGGAAGUUUGCACGUUCUGACGAGCUGACAAGACAUUUCCGCAAGCACACUGGACAAAAACCUUUCAAAUGUCAUCUCUGCCAGAGAUCGUUCUCCAGAUCUGACCAUCUUUCAUUACAUAUGAAGAGACACUGAGGAUAUCUACCAAGUGGAAGUCCCGACCGGUCCAGAAGGUUUCGUGUUUUUAAGUUCAUCCAGAAGGUUUCAUGUUUUUAAGUUCAUCCAGAAGGUUUUAUGUUUUUAAGUUCAUCCAGAAGGUUUUAUGUUUUUAAGUUCAUCCAGAAGGUUUUAUGUUUUAAGUUCAUCCAGAAGGUUUAAGUUUUUAGUUUUGUGUAAAAGGAUGCACUUUAUUAAAUAAGAAAGUGGUGGUAGCUUAAGAAUUAAAAUAGUGUUGCCCAAUUAAUUACUAGUAUGGCCAACAUUAAUGUGGGUGCAGAACAAUAACGUAAAAAAGACUUCAUUCACAAAACAACUUAAUCAGUAUUAAUCCUCCUUAUUUGUACACUUAUGGUUUUAAAAAUAAGUAAAAUUUACAAUAAAAUUAAACUCCAAAAGUUUACAUUUUAACACUAAUUGAUGAUGGAUUUCUAUUACAGACAUAUAACCAAUAAUUUAUGUUCAUUAAUUCAUUUAACAUUAAUGUUACUAAAAAUAAUAUUUUCUAAUUUUAUGUUCCUUUAAUUAUUAUCAACUCUUGUGGUUGAAAAAGGUCCUUUUUAGUGUGUUGUAAGUAAAAUGGGUUAUUUCCAGUCACUCUAUGAUACUACCAAGCGUGUUGAACCACCUUCACAACAAUUUACUUUAGAAAAAAAUUGUACUUUAAACUAUGUAACAUUUAGUUAAUUUUUUUAUCGAUUAAGUAAUUUUACGUUGCUUCGGUCAGUAUAAAUAUAUAUAAAAUAAAGUAGUGUAUAUAUGUAAUAUUUGUUAGGAUAGCUUUAUUAUUUGGCCAGUGCAAACCGCAGUAUUAUAAGGCCAGUACCUAUUGCAGCUGUAAGACAGAUAACUUGUUUAUAUAUGUACAUGAAUACUUUUAUAAAAUAACUUUUGUACAGUGUUAAUUUAUAUGGUCAAAGCAAAUGCUAUCGUUAAUAUGGUAUGAGAACCUCCAGAACUUAUAACAGUAUAUGUAUGAAUCAACUUAUAACAGCAAUAAAUCUUGCUACAUAUGAAGAAAAUGUCCUAAUACUAGGAAAAGCCAAAGUUUUAAAAUUCUUUUUAUCUUUCUAAAUCUCGAGUAUUAAAUGCUUGCCCAAGAUAAAAGAUUUCAAAUGGUUUGCCAAGAAAUAUGCCACAUAUGUUUUAACCAUACUCAGUUCCACAUUCAUUUUGUAGUAAACUUUAUGAAAAUGGCCUUUCUUCUAUCAGAUCUAUACAUGUUUAAUUUUACGCUAAUAAAAACACAAACAGCUGAUCAAUAACUGAAAAAAUGUUUUGAUGACAACCAUAUAAUGUUGGCACAGCCUUUACUUUGGCUCUUGUUUACUACGUGAAGACAUAGCCAGGAAAUAAACUCAAAACCUUUAUAUAAAACUUACUUUAUAAAAAAAAUGAAAACCAAAGGUUGACUAGCCUAUAACCUGCUAACUCAUAAAACCCCUAUUAUUAAAAGGAGCUUUGAAAUCCAAUUCAUAAAAAAAAUUACUCAACCUUGCCUGAACUAAGGCUAAAUGCCGAUUGUGCUCUAACUGACAAUACAAUUUCUUCAUUUACAUUAUCUUAAACACGAAGUAAGGAUGGUAUUUGGCUCUAUGAAGAGUGCUAGUCGUGGAACUGAGCUUAGGACACCUUUGAUUUUUUAUUGUAACGAUAAAGAAAAAGAAAAAUGUUUAAACUUGUGUUAUUUACUCUUUUCUUUGAACUGACAACUGAUCUCUAACUUAAUUAUACUUAUCAUGCUGAUUUACAAAAACUGUAAUUAUAAACACUAGGUUGUAUAAAAUGUGUAUUUAAGGGUAAACCCUCACAAUUGUCGUUUACUUAACCUGUACUAUGACUUUGGAUUUUUCAAGUAGAUUUAAUGAUUUAAUUCUAAAAUAUGAAAACUGUUUUGAUUUGUGUUAAUGUCCGUUAACUCUUAAAGAGUGGAUGUUGAAUAAAUGUUUUACGGUAAGUUAUCCAUUGUGCGCUAUUUGUUGUUAUAUCAGUUGACGAGCAUCAUUUAUAAAUAUAUUGUUCUAUUUGGGCGUAUUAAUUUCAAAGUUACCUAUACUCCGUUCAAAAAAUUUAGGCAGUUUCAGGGGAAGAAAUCUAUCCCCUCCACAUCUUGAUCCUACUAUUGAAACAUGGCUUAAUAGCUGAGAUUUGUGAAAAAAAUAAUCAGCUGCCACAUACAUUAAGCAGAAAAAGUAGGGGGAGAUCUUCCCUUCAAACUGCCUAAAUAAGUGAACGGAGUAUAGCUUUCUGAACAAUCAUCAUCAGGCAUGAUUAUAAAAUAAAGUCUUCAGCAGUUCACUAAGGAUGAUUAUGAAGUAUUAUUAUUUGUAAUCCUUGCCUGUACAUUUGAACACCACAUAUAGUUCAUCAGGUUAAGUUCAACAAAGAUUAAUUAAGUUUCUUUUUGGCCAGUCGAGCAGUAUUUUUGUUUCAAAUUAUUACAUUCUACUUAAGAAUCGUUUAGAUUAGGUAUUGUAUAUAAUUACAUGUUAUGUAUAUUUAAUUCAUUAGCUUUUCUAAGUAUAAGGUGACAUGGUGCUGAUUAACUAUAAGCUUGUUUUGUUUAUAAUUGAUACAUUAUCGUAGUUUUUCUUUUAUUUUGAAAAUAAUAAUUAUAAAUACAUAUGAUGAUUAAUGAUAACUGGACCAGGGUAGGCAACCUUUGCUACACCUAUAAGAAAAUACAUAAAUUUUCGAUAUGGCCAAUGAGUUAGCCAUUUAAUUAAGAUUUUGAAUUACUUUUGUAUGUGUAAAUGUGACUUAGGACUUGUAUGAAUGAAAGGGCAAUACAGUAAUAAUUAUUAGCUCUUUAAGGAAAUAUUAUAACCAAAUUUUACAAGCGUUUCAGAGUCAACUGUAUAAAACACUGAUUAGGAAUCCAAAUUUCAAUAUUAAAUCAAAUUCAAAAAUUGAACAACUUGAAAGUUAUUAAAGUGAUUUUUUAUAAAUUUUGGAAAUUUUAAAUUUAAGUUAUUUACCUCUUUAAUCAUAUGAUUCAUCUUUAUCGAACAGUAUUCAUAAAUCCUUGUUAAUUGAUUCCAACUUCUUCAUAACUUUGCAUUUACGGUAACAUCAGUGUUUCCCUCAUGAAUUGAUUAAACAAGUCUGGGUAGUCAAAGACAUCUUUGACAGCGGGAAAUCAACUGCAGAAUAUAUCUGAUAGUUUUGGGUAUUAGCUUCUCAGCAGUAAAGGGCUGUAAUGUGUUGUUGGAAAUCACUAAAGAUUAAUCAGUAAUCAUUACCUUUUGAUCAGCUAAUUUUAACAAUUUUGAAUCUCUAACAAUUGUAUAAAUAGGUUGUAUUGAUUAUUUUUACUGAAGCCUUGGAAAUAAUAGUGCAAUUAGAACUUUUAUCCAUGUGACAGGAAUGUUGUCAAAACUAGUAAUUUAAGUAAGGUGCUAUGUUAAGCCUCAAUUUUUUACUAAGUUUUACUACUAUUAUUUACUAAGUUAAGCCUCAAAGGAUAAUUAUCAUUACUUAGUAUUUUAUUAACUUUACCCCCCAAAAAAUCCAAUUUGAAGUUUAGCUUCAUUUUUUUACUAAGCUAUAAAAUCCUUGGACAGUAAUUCAUAAAAAUCCUUAUCAACCUUCUUUGACAGUGAAAAGUUCAAUUACAUCACAUUUUACAAAGUUAAGUUUGUAUACUGCAAGGUUACAGCAAGGUGUUAUGUGUUAUGAUUGUGCAAUACAAAUAAAUUUAGGCUUACCUACAUUGUCACAUUAUAUUAUUUAUUUAAAGUUUGAACAAUAUGUUUAAAGAAAAAUAGCCUUGGGUAUAAUGGUUGGAAUUUAUUGUUUUGUGCAGCUAAAAUAUUAUAAACUCAAUUAAGAUACAUUUACAAAAGGAAGUAAUAAAUACUUAAUGUGUUAAUAACAUUUUUUAAAUUUAUGGUUUCUUAGGAAUUUGUUACUUUUAUGGUAGUUUUUACUCUUUCCUAAUGAGUACAUACCUUUAUUUCUCA
Molecule: messenger RNA, 4944 nt
Organism: Macrosteles quadrilineatus (aster leafhopper)
Lineage: Eukaryota; Metazoa; Arthropoda; Insecta; Hemiptera; Cicadellidae
Product: Krueppel-like factor 8
Exons: 8
Coding region: 347-961 (204 amino acids)
Biological process (GO): regulation of transcription by RNA polymerase II
Molecular function (GO): DNA-binding transcription factor activity, RNA polymerase II-specific; RNA polymerase II cis-regulatory region sequence-specific DNA binding
Source: RefSeq, a predicted model, not a curated record